Molecule: messenger RNA, 2524 nt
Organism: Boleophthalmus pectinirostris (great blue-spotted mudskipper)
Lineage: Eukaryota; Metazoa; Chordata; Actinopteri; Gobiiformes; Gobiidae
Gene: abhd16a
Product: abhydrolase domain containing 16A, phospholipase
Exons: 20
Coding region: 27-1658 (543 amino acids)
Biological process (GO): phosphatidylserine catabolic process; monoacylglycerol catabolic process
Cellular component (GO): endomembrane system
Molecular function (GO): monoacylglycerol lipase activity; glycerophospholipase activity
Source: RefSeq, a predicted model, not a curated record
GCUGCCGUAGUCAUUGCAUAGGAAGAAUGGCCGGCUGGAUGUGGCUCCGGUGUUUGCUCGGGCCUCAUCUGCAGCGAAUUCACCGCUCUCCGGAACAUUCCCGACCCGAAGGCAGACCGGGCAGGAGGGGAUGGAACUACCAACCUAGUGGACUGGAGAAACAUGCAGAUAGCAUCCUCGGCUGGGCUUCUGCUCUGUGGUCUCUGUCAUACUACAGUUCUCCUCUUCUGCUUUGCUAUCUGUACCGCAAAGGCUACAUCUGCAGCAGUAAGUUGGUUCCCGUCAGUCAGUACGUGGGCACGGUGCUGGUGUGUCUGCUGGGAGUGGCCUGUGUCAGAGGCUGGGAAAGAUGGAGGAACUCUGAAUAUCUGCAGUUUAUUUCUAUUCUGGAGGAGACCAAAAGCAGCAACACAGCAUCAAACAAAAAAAAAUUACGGUGUUAUGACUUUGACUUUGCGUGGCCCGCAGACUUCAGCUGGACGGAGGUUAACAAUCCAAAACUCUCCAAAGCCGGCGUGUCUCUGCUGAAGCCCGAGCCCAGACUGAGAGGAGCGGCGGACGGUCUGCUCCACUCUGUGCGCACUCUGCCCUGUCACAUCAUCAGUUAUUUAAUCGCCCACUCAUUUGGGAGGAGGAUGCUGUACCCUGGAUCUGUGGGGCUACUACAGAAAGCUGUGAGACCUAUGCUCCAGCAAGGCCAGGCCAAGUUAAUAGAAGAGUACGAUGGGCAGAGGAGCAAGCUGAUUGCCUGUGACGGUAAUGAAAUAGACACCAUGUUUGUGGAUCGGAGGAGGGACGGAGCCGAGGAGAAUGGACAGACUCUGGUCAUCUGCUGUGAGGGGAACGCAGGGUUUUAUGAAGUUGGAUGCAUGAGCACGCCACUCGAAAGCGGCUACUCCGUACUGGGCUGGAAUCACCCAGGUUUUGGAGGAAGCACAGGAGUUCCUUUCCCGCAGAAUGAAGCCAACGCCAUGGAUGUAGUGGUCCAGUUUGCGAUACACAAGCUGGGAUUCAAGGUGGAGGACAUUAUCAUAUAUGCGUGGUCUAUUGGAGGAUUCACAGCCACUUGGGCGGCCAUGUCCUACCCAGAGAUCCAGUCUUUGGUUCUGGACGCUUCGUUUGACGACCUGCUGCCUCUCGCUCUGAAGGUCAUGCCCGACAGCUGGAGGCCUCUAGUGCAGUACACAGUGAGGACGUACAUGAAUCUGAACAAUGCAGAGCAGCUCCUCAAAUACCAAGGACCAGUUUUAUUUAUUCGGAGGACGAGAGACGAGAUCAUCACAACAACGGGUCCAGAAGACAUCAUGUCCAACAGAGGCAAUGACCUGCUGCUCAAACUCUUGCAGUACAGGUAUCCUAAAAUAAUGACAGACGAAAGCAUCAGAGUUGUACGGCAGUGGCUCGGCGCGUACAAUUACUUAGAAGAAAUGUCCAUGUACAGCAGAUAUGAAGUGGAUGACGAUUGGUGCAUUUCGGUGCUGCAGUCCUAUCAGACAGAGAGGGAUGUACUGUUCCCAUGGAGUGUUGGUGAGGACAUGACUCCAGACGGUAGACGGCAGCUGGCUCUUUUCUUGGCGCACAAGUAUCUACACAACUUUGAGACGACACACUGUACUCCGCUGCCCGCCUCCGAGUUCCACCAGGCCUGGAGACUGUAAACGAAGAAGAGGAACGAAGGAGGAUGACGAGCGAAGGAGUGAAAGCGAGAGGAGGGGGGGGGAGUGACAGAAAAAGAACAGCAGGAGCUUAUAGUUACACAAAAAAGGAAUAUCCACAGGAGUGAACUUAUGUUAAAUACUGUAGAUGGGUAGAUAAAUACCUACCAGCGGAGGUCCAUUUUAUUUAAUUUUUUAUUUGUACGUUGAUUAAAGUGACAUUUUCCUACAGCUGUCCGAUAAUGUAGCUUGAAAUAACAGAGCCAGUGAUUACUUUUAUGUGAUUGAGUUAACAAUACUUGAAAAUGUUAUCUUUGAGUUGGCUUUAGAGCAACUUUAAAAGACCGAAGUUGGAUUUUACUACUAUAAAACUUUAUGUACUUCUCAAAACAUGAAGGCGUUUAACUUUGACUGUGGAUAUCUUUUUUUGUUGUUGUUGCAGAGUGGGCAGCCUGCAGGUCAAUAAUGAAUGCACUUGCUUUGUUUUGAUCUUGUACAAAUAUGCUGUGAUGGCCAAUGGAAGAAAUGUUGGUUUUAUCGACCCCCUCUUCACCUUGUAAACCUGAAAAAAUACCCAUGGUACAGAUGAUUUGGGGGGGGAUAUUGUACUGUAUAUUUUAAAUGUUCAAAAAAGACACAUUCGGAGGAAACACACGUCAUUCUCACUUCUUCAUAAAACACCCAUCUUUGGCUUAGUUUGUAUUCUAUUGUAGUUUCAACAAUGCUGUAUUUUAUUUUAACUUGAGCAAAUAAUGACCUGAUUACAAAUGCCGCCAAAGAUUUUGAAGUCCCACGAUUUGGCAGUUUCUCUUCGAAUGCUCGAAAAAUGUUCUGUUAUGUUGAAUAAAAUGUUUGACACAAGUAUCUAA